Messenger RNA from Coffea arabica (coffee), 1502 nucleotides. Its product is annotated as ribosome biogenesis regulatory protein homolog. Gene Ontology annotation, biological process: ribosomal large subunit biogenesis; endonucleolytic cleavage in ITS1 to separate SSU-rRNA from 5.8S rRNA and LSU-rRNA from tricistronic rRNA transcript (SSU-rRNA, 5.8S rRNA, LSU-rRNA); ribosome biogenesis. The record is from RefSeq and is a predicted model, not a curated record. Gene Ontology annotation, molecular function: protein binding. NCBI's taxonomy places the organism in Eukaryota, Viridiplantae, Streptophyta, Magnoliopsida, Gentianales, Rubiaceae. Gene Ontology annotation, cellular component: preribosome, large subunit precursor; nucleolus; nucleus.
AAACUACAAAAUUCAAGGGGUCCAAAUGUAAGAAACCCUGCUUUUCGUACUUCACCUCCCAUACCAAAUCUCCCCAUUCCACCGCCAUCCGUAAUAAACCCUUGCUGUACUUUUUGGCGUCCGUCGGCCAAAACCCCCACCCGCCAACACUAUAAACAUAGAAUCACAAUCACUCAAAGGAGGAAGCUUGAUUGGAAGAAUUGGAUUGGAGAACCCACUGAAACCUAAAACUCCAAAAAAAAAAAUAAAAUUAAAGCUCAGAGGAGAUUGACAUGGCAGAAUACGAGAUUGACUUGGGCAACCUCAUGGCCUUCGACCCUCAUCACAGCUUUUCCUCUCCUCCAUCCUCCAGGGAGGAACUAGUGAAGGAAAGCCUAGAACAGGGGACAAAGUUGGUUCAAGCUGUUGCAGAUACUCUCUUUAUCUUGCCUUCCACUGAGGACCCAGAUGGUCCAAUCGUCACGUUGCCUCCUCCUACAACCAGACUCCCUCGAGAGAAGCCGCUACCCAAACCAAAACCUCCAACAAGAUGGGAACUGUUUGCCAAAAAGAAAGGCAUCCAAAAGCACAAAAAAGACAAGGUUGCAUUUGAUGAACAAACCGGCACUUGGAAGCGUCGCCAUGGUUAUGAUCGCGUCAAUGAUGACAAAGAUGUACCAAUCAUUGAGGCCAAGAUGAAUGAUGAGCCAGGGGAAGAUCCUUUUGCAAAGAGACGAGAAGAGAAGAAAAAGAGAGUUGAUAAACAAGAGAAAAAUCGUUUGCAUAACUUGAAACAAGCUGCAAAGUCUGGUGCUUUACCAAGUCAUAUUCAACUUGCUGCCACUGCAUUACCUAUAACAGGAAGUCAAGCUGCUCCUAAAAAGGUUGGCAAGGAUGAACUACAGAAUGUUGCUGGGAUGGCAGCAUCUGCAACAGCCAGUGGUGGGAAGUUUGACAAGAAGUUGCCUGGCGAAAAACCCACUAAACAUGAAAAGAAAUAUCGCAAGUUUCUACCCGCUGCUGAAGGAUCUGGAAUGAGUUCCUUGGAGAAGCAGCAAACGGAGAAGGUCCUUAACAAGUUGAUCUCAAAAAAUUCCCAUGAGAUUCUUAACGUUGAAAAGGCUGUGACCAUGUACAAUGUGAAGGAGGAGAAGAAACGGAGGAGUCAAAAGGGGAAGUCAUUCUCAAGCUCGAGCAAGCUGAAGCCCAACAAGAAAUCUUUCAAGAAAAUGCCGAAAAAGGGUUCCUCAAAUAAAGGGAAAUCAAAAUGACAUUAGGAUUGCGAAAUCUUUUUAGGCUUAUGUCGUUCAAUUAAGCUGUAGUGUAUGGAGAAGCUGCAGUUUUGUAUUAGCUAGGCUGGUCUUAUCUCUCGUACACAGCCGUAAUGAAUGUUUAUGCCUAGCCCGAACCUAAAAUGGAUGACGCAACUGUCUCUGCGUGCGUGUUGAGGUACUUACUUUAUUGAAUUGACCUCCUCCUCCAAAGAAAAAAGAAAGAAGAAAAUAGAUUGCGCGUUUUGGUUA